Naegleria gruberi is the source of this 948-nucleotide messenger RNA. RefSeq lists its product as uncharacterized. Lineage: Eukaryota; Heterolobosea; Eutetramitea; Acrasida; Naegleriidae. Gene Ontology annotation, biological process: motor neuron axon guidance. The record is from RefSeq and is a predicted model, not a curated record. The transcript has a single exon. Bases 1 to 948 code for a protein of 315 amino acids.
AUGAUUCUAAGCUAUGAGGUAAAAUCACCUGAAUUAUUAACAUUUACUAGAGUUUCUCUGGAAGAAAAGCAAAUUACAAGAGGCGUUAUUAUUGAUGUUGCUGCAGGGAGUACUUUCCUUAUUGAAUGUUAUUUUGAAUGUAGCGGAAGAAAUUUCAGUGAUGAUAAUGUUUGCUCUGGUAGAGGAAAUUGCAUUCAACAGGAUACAUGUAUUUGUAAUACAACAUACGGAUAUAAUGGAUCCGAUUGUAACGAUCCUAUCUGCUUUGGAACUUUAAGCACAAAUAGCAAGGUGUGUAGUGGUAAUGGAUAUUGCGCAAAUCCAGAUUUUUGUCAAUGCUACGGUAAUUGGGCAGGUUUUGAUUGUAGUAUUCCUAUUUGUUAUGGGAAAAUGUACAAUGAGUCAGCUGUCUGUAAUUAUCAGAAUGGUACCUGUAUUGGGAAUAAUACUUGUUCUUGUCAAUUACAAUACACAGGGGAUCAAUGUCAAUAUCCCAAAUGCUUUUCAAUUCCCUCUAACGAUUCACGGGCUUGUAAUGGUCACGGAUCUUGUAUUGGACCAAAUACCUGCUCAUGUUUGAGCGGGUAUACAGGUCAAGAGUGUCAAUAUCCAAUUUGCUUUAAUAUUAACUCAAAUAGUGCCCAUGUUUGCAGUUCGAAUGGAAACUGCACUUAUCCAAAUACUUGUAGUUGUAAACCUAAUUAUUUCGGCUUGGAUUGUAAUGUUACUUCAUGUUUUGGAGUUAAUUCUAAUGAUACAAAAGUUUGUAAUGGGAAAGGGCAAUGCAAUAGCAAUGCCUCUUGCACGUGUGACACUGGAUAUUUUGGUUCAAACUGUAAUAUUACAACAUGUUUUGGUCGUACAAGUAUCUCUGUUGAUGUAUGCAGCGGCAAAGGUUCAUGCCUAGCUCUGAAUACUUGUUCUUGCCAAUCAAACUACAUGUUAUAG